AUGCUGUUAUCAGUUAGAACCAUCAAUUUAGAACUCCGAGAGAGCCUGGUCGUUUGAACCGGUUCUAAUCUUCUUGUGCGUUCAGCGCGCGGGAUUUAUCGUUCGCUCUACAUUUGUCCGGGCGUGCUAUUCGAACUCUCGCUCGAGGCGAAGCUCUGUGAAGCGUUUUGGCCAAGUCAGCGAUUAGGGAGACCAGCUAAUUCUUUUGUCAGCGAUUUCCUCUGUUUGGUUCACUUCUGGUGUUGUGCCGAUCCGAGCGUCCGGUAGGAUGGCUGACUGGAGGUAUGACGCUGGCGACCGGUACGGCGAUAGAUACGCCGCCGAUCGCGGACGGGGUACUGGGACACCGCCUAACAAUGUCAAACGCCGAAGGGAUUACGAGUACGACGCGCCGCCUCCUGGUUCCGCGAUGUACGGCGGGAUCGGCGGUCCGCCAAGGGGGUCUGGGGCUCCGGUGGGCUACGGCGCUCCCGGCGGGUGGCGGGACGCCGACCCUGCAGGGCUAAGAAGAGGCGAUCUGAGCUCCAUGGCGCCACCUGGCCUGGCGCCACCUGGCACGCUCGGAUUGGGCGGCAUGCCGGACGACCACCUGGGCCCGCCUCCCCCCGGGUCGGGCAUGCGGGGCCUCGGCGGAAUGGACCUGGCGGGCCCGCCCAUGGCGCGCGGACUGGGGGGUCCGCCCAUGCCCAUGCCUGGCGGGGGAAUGGGCGGGCCAGGAGGGGGCCCGGGGGUUCCGCCGAUGGACAUGCAUCCGGGCGACCUUCCCAUCCCGCACGACGCGUCCCCGACGCUCUACAUUGACAACCUGCCGCCAGAUUGCUCCAGGCGAGAGGCCUGCCACAUCUUCCGGCCGUUCAUAGGGUUCAAGGAGGUGCGCCUGGUGCCCAAGGAAGUGCGCAGGGGCGGUGAGGCCGAGAAGCUGGUGCUCUGCUUUGUGGAUUUUGCCGAUGCGCGCUGCGCUGCCACUGCCCUGGAGGCCCUGCAAGGCUACCGCUUUGACGAGAACGAUUACACGUCGCCCAACCUGCGAAUCGAUUUCGCCCGCCAGGGCCCCAGGAGCCACCCGCGUGACGACUUUCGCCGAGACGACCGCGACUUUGGUCGCGGCGGCGGUGGGCCGCCUUUCCGCAGUGGCCGUCGCUGAUUUUUAGCUAAUUUGACCGUGGUGGGCCUCCGUUGAUUGUUGGCGUGCUUGGACGUGCGGCCAUGUAGCAGUUUUGGACGUGGAGAGACGGUAUGCGGGUGUCGGGUGUAGCUAUUCUCGGCGUGCGUAGUCGAUGCAGCGACCUUACGUUGCUCCUUUUGAGGGUAGCCGAUUUAGUGGAUCUCCCUUGCUGCUGGUUCGCUUGCAGCUCGCAUUCCCCCCCUCCCCCCCAAUCCUCCACCUUAUCGCUCGAGCUCACGUGUUAAAACACUUAGUGCAGCGAGUUUAAUGAACGCCUAUCGAUUUGAACUAGUAGGAAGAGCAGUCAGCGACAGUGUCUCGUGUCACCUGUUUUGUAUUUCGAGUCACUAAUCGUUCGCCGAAGCCCCUCGAUAAGCUCCUGCAAGGGCUGUGGUCGUCAGUUGCGAGCGUGCUCAGCUUCCUUUACUGCAGAACUCGGAACUAUUCUAACAUGCCUUGGCUUGUUGCGGCAGCACCUAGAGCCAUGGAUGUGUUGCGGUUGGCGCUAGCGCUUUGUGUCACCUCGUGAAACAUGUGCCCAGCUUAAGUAUGCCCGUUCCAUAACCGCACCGCUCGCCUUGUGAGUGUAAUCGGGCUCGGACGAUUCAAUUCGAUCCGAUUUGAGCGCUUCGGCAAAUCACGUUUGCUUAUAGUGGUGGCGUGCAUACGGAUCGCAAAAUACAGCAUUUGGAAUUAGUUAUGACUAACAUGGUUUCAUGCCAUACUGCUGUCUGCAUUGGUUGAGAGUGUGAGAAGAAGGUUAAAGGUCUAAGAAUGGGGGUGUUGGCUUGCAAUGGUGCAUACAUACAUGUGUGCCUGGCCUGGAUGGAUGGUGGGCUCAUCAUGGCCCCUGGAUAUGCAUGCCUGCCUGGCCUGCACAUCUGUUCAAUCCAGAGGCUAUCACCUGGGUGGGAGGGCCUUUCCAAUACACCAACCAAUGACACCCUUAGCCUGUUUGUACCAUGCUCCUGCUGAUGGCAUCUACCCUGAAACCUUGUCAGCCCGCCUCCCAGUUUCUCUGGAACUAUGAACUGGUUUUGAGGGAACUUAGAACUUCCAAUCCAAACCCUUCUGUACUA
Messenger RNA from Closterium sp. NIES-67, 2244 nucleotides. NCBI's taxonomy places the organism in Eukaryota, Viridiplantae, Streptophyta, Zygnematophyceae, Desmidiales, Closteriaceae. The record is from the annotation of a GenBank genome assembly.